Molecule: messenger RNA, 4837 nt
Organism: Drosophila pseudoobscura
Lineage: Eukaryota; Metazoa; Arthropoda; Insecta; Diptera; Drosophilidae
Gene: sano
Product: CABIT domain-containing protein serrano
Exons: 8
Coding region: 1230-3662 (810 amino acids)
Source: RefSeq, a predicted model, not a curated record
GGCAUGCAUUCAGUUGAGCUUUGCCUGCCAAGCCGAUAACGACGACGACGACGUGCGCCCCCGUCCGAACUGUUGCCAGAGUAGUGUCCGUCAGAAGUGGUUCGUGUCCGCGGUAGUACGGAAAGCAAAAGAAGCAACAGCCACAGAAGCCACAGCCACAGCCGCCGCAAGCCGCAGCCAAAACAAAAUCAAGAAAACACGUUUUUAACUCCCGCACAUUGAAAAACGCAUUUUUUGCCCAUAACUUGUUGGAAAAAAAAAUAGAAAGCAAAAAGUUAAUAAAUCAAGAAUUUCAUAAUAUGCUUUAUACGGUUUAAAUUCAUAUAUUUUUCCACCUAAAUUUCUUGUUUGUGUUUCAUAAAUGAAUGUGAAAAAGGAGUGGGCAAACGGCUUAUAAAUAUUGAUGUGUUUUUGUUUGAAUAGUGCGCCUCUCUUUUACUUUCAAAAGUUUGUUCCGUUUUUGUGUUAAUUUUUGUGCAUUAUUAAAGAAUGAAUUACAAUUUACAAAAAAAAAAAGGGUAUCCUAACCCAUGAAUGGGCGUAGAUACAGAGAUACUAUCUGAAAGAAAGAGCUUCCGAAUUGCUUUUGCCAUAGCGACUUGCGACGAGGUGUUUGUUCUGAGGUAAUGUGAUCGGCCUGUUCUGGAAGCAAUUAGAAGACAUAACAAAAGAACUCAAAGAUCAAAUAAAGGACACUACCAAGGCUGACAUCGAAACAGCUGGAGAGCUAGAGAUUCUGAGAGCAGCAGCAGCUUGUAGAAGAAUUCGCACACUGUGGCCAGCGGGUGGAGAGUAAAUCGAACCGAAUGCAGUAUCUCAGUUACGCUCUGCAGACAUCCACGCGACUGCUGACGAACCAGAACCACCACAACCAGAAUCAGUAUCAGCCGCAUCCAGCGGGGGCGCCAGCUGCCACCUCCACGCCCACCGACGAAGACAUCGCACACGCCUGCUGCAGCCGAGGGGCCCAGUUGUUGAGACAGCGCCAACAGGAGCUGGCCAAGCGGCGCGCUCUCGAGGAUCAGAUCAACGCCAACGCCCACGAGUUGGAGUUGGAAUCGGAGCCAGAGGAGGAGGACGAGAGCAAAGCGAGCGGCAGCGGCAACGGAAGCGAAACCGAGGAGGGAGCCGUGGGUGGAGAGCAGCUACGUCAGCCAGUCCAAUGAAAUUUACUCUCAUUUAAUGUUCAACUGGCGCGCAGCAAACUGCUCUCGUUCUUCAACCGCGACAUGGCCGCCACCGAUGGCCAAAUCAUAUUGGCCGCCUCCCGAUUCGGCGAUGCCACGCCCGUCUACUUGCGCGACUUCUCCAAGCAACCCCUGCCGGCGGUGGCCAAGAUCCUCAAGGGCCAGCACCAGGCCCUCGGUGUGCCCACGCUCUCGGCCCCCUCGCUGCAGAGCACGGCGCUGUUCCUGAGCGCCGGCAAGAAGUACCAGAUCCUCGCCCAACCCAUCAAGAUCAAGGAGGGUCGCAAGCCCACCAAUGUGGGGGCCAAGGUGCUCAUACCGGAGACCUAUGGCGGCUACUUUGAGCUGCUCAGCGAGGAUGGCCGCUCGACGCGCUGCAUCGACUCGGUCCUCGAGCUGUCGCGUCGCCGCAAUGCCCGCGUCCUUGUGCGGGAGACGUUCCGCUGCCAGCAGAUGAACCGCACCAUCCACGCGGGCGAGCUGCUGACCACGAUGAACGACAACGGCAAGUACCUGCAGUGCCGCAACAUCAAGGACGAGAUCAUCAAUCUGCCACUCGAUACCAAAGCCAAGUUCUCGGCCAUAGCGCGCGAGGACAGCAUUAGCGGUGUGCACACCGUCAAGAAUCUGCUCCUCAAGCGGAUGCCAGUCAUUGUGAGACUCGUCCAUGGCAGUGCCCCCAAGGGACUGAAGCAGCCCUUUGUCCCCGAACUGCGGCUGCUGGGAUGCGUGGAAAUCGAUCGGAUCUUUGCCCUGCCCCUGCAGAAGGACACCGAUCUGGUGCCAGUGCCGCUGAACGCCAAAAUCAAGCUGCAGCGGGUCAAGAACAUGGAGCAGCUGGAGCACUUUAUCGAGUACACGCGCUUCCUGGAAAAGGCCCAGCGCCUGCUGGCGGAUGCGCGCGAUCGCCUGCAGAUCGUCGAUCUCAAGCUGAGCGAGAAGGAGAAGAAGGACUCCAAGUUCCACAGUCGGAACGGCAGCGGCAAUCGGCUGCCGGUGGUGAUGCUGCCCUCGGCCGCGGGCAUGGCCAGCGGACUGGCGGAGAGCGGCUAUGUGCUGCGCAAGAGCGCCAGCUGCGACUCCUGGUCCAAGCAGCACCAGCAGGCGUUGAACAGCGAGAUCGCCGAGGAGUACAACGAGAUCGAUCACAUUUACGACUAUGUGCGGGGCCUGACGCCCCUCUCCAAGGGCCUGGCGCGCUUCGAGCCCAUCUGCGAGUCGCCCACACUCAAGUCGCACCACACGGACAGCGGCAGCGGCAACUACUGCAGCCUCAUCCGUGCCCCCAUCCCCCAUCAGCAGUCGAGUCAGCAAGCCGCCUCCUCCUCCGCCAACAACAACUACAGCAGCCUGGAGUCGAACAAGCAUAGCAGCAGCAAUGGAGCCAACGGAGGCAACGGCCACCACCAGCAUCCCCAUCAGCACCAGCACCAGCAUCCACAUCCACAUCCGCAUCAGCAUGGCCAUGGCCAUCACAUGGUGAAUCAUUAUCACCACAGCCAUAUACAGGAGGACAUCAAGCCGGUGCCGCCGCCGAUUGAGACGAUACCCGGCAAGAAGCCGGCGGAGAAGCGUCAGCGUCCCACUCUACCAAAGCUUUACAUCAAGAAUGCCAAUGCCCACAGUGCCGGCAGCAGCAGCAACGGCAACUCCACGGGCACCGGCACCGGCACCGGCAGCGCCACCACUCACAGUCACAGUCACAGUCACAGCCAUAGUCACAGUCACAGUCACAACCAUCCGCAGCAGCUGCAACAGCAGCAGCAACAGUUGCAGAUGCAACAACAGCCGACGACCCCCAAUGGAAAUACGGCGAAUGCUGUGGCCAAUGCGGCUGCUGCUGCGGUGGCAGCUGCCCAUCAUCAUGGCUCCUUGCACAACCACUCGCACAGCUCCCAUCCGCACGCGCAUCCCCAUCCGCAUCCCCAUCACGGCAAGGUGCUGACGCCCAACAAUCAUUUGCCAGCCAAGGAGGCGCUGGAACCGCAAUCGCCGCUGUUUCACAUCAGGUACAAGAGCCUCAGCAGCCUGCAGUUGACGCCGGACAACAAUAAUACACCCAUGACGCCGCCGACGAUCUCAGCCCAUGGCAAGGCAGCGGCAGUACCGGCAUCGAACGCAUCGCCCGGCACACCACCCGAUGUGGUGCUCAAGUGCGGCAGCAUCCUCAACGCGCACGGCUAUCUGUCGUCGGGGGCACCGGGCACGGCUUUGGGGAUGCCACAUCCGCACAGCCGCAGCUCCAGCAGCAACAACCAUCACAAUCCGCGCGAGGGGACGCUGGACUCGUCGCGUAGCGGCGGCCGGACAUCGGGCGACUCGAACAAGCUGCCGGAGAAGAAGACGCGACGCUUGUCACGGCCCAGGAGCCUGUCGAAUCUGGUGUGGGACUUGCGGCCAUCCAAAGAGAAGUCCAAGAAGAAGCUCUAUAUACAUCAUUUCGAUCAGAGGCAGCAGGCGACGUUGUAUCUUUAAGAUGUUGUCGGUGAUGAUGAUGAUGAUGAUGAUGAUGUAGAACUAGCUAAAGAUGAUGACGAUGAUGAGGAUGAUGAGGAAGUAGCAGAAGAUGAUGUUAAUGAUGAUGAUUCGUUACCAACUCGUUUCUAGCUGCCAUCGACCCCCAACAACAGAGAGAUCUACAAAAUACAACCCAACCAACCAACAAUAAGAUGGAAAACUACAAUCAUUUGGAACGCUGUGUGUGUUCCUGCAGCUUUCACCAAUUUAAAUAGCUUGCAGCAGCAAUUUUUAAUUAACAUUGAAUUGUGCCUUUCCCUGCUAUGCCCCAAGAACGACCGAAGUUCCAAUGAAAUAUUCAAAAAGAAUAUAUCUAAAUGGAAUAGAAACGAUUAAAUGAAUGAUUGAAGGAAGCCCCUGAAAGGAGAGUUUGAAGGAAGAAUCGUAUAGAAACGCUGACAGAACACACAGCAACAAUAUACACACCGCACACACACACACACACCCACACAUCAAGUCUAUAAAAUUGUGAUUUUAAUUUUAUGUUUAAUUUAAUAAUUACUUGGAAAACCAAUUUUAUUAAUUUUAUGGAAAAGCCAUUCAUGCAAAUCAGUCAAAUACGAGAAAAAAAACACAAGAAAAUUUCACAAAAAAAAGCCACAAAAUAAAGAUUAAACAUACUAUAUAUACGAGUAUAUAUAUAUAUAUAUAGAUAUAUAUGUGUAUAAAACCGAAUGGCAAUGUCAAUGUGUAACUAAAAAGUAAGAAAUAUUACGAUUACGAUUAUAACCGUGUAAUCAUUUAGUGGAAAAAAAACAAACACACACCUAAAAUGUAGCUAAAAUGAAUUUAUAAGUUAAUGCAAUCGAUUUCCUCCUCAUAAUUUAGAUGUUGUGCAAACUGUUGAUCGAAUGCAAUCCACAAUUACAUAUAAUCGAAUAGCUCUCGUUUAGCAAUUAGUUUCAUCUUUUUACCACACACUCUGCUGGCAAAUCGCAAAUCGCAAAACGCAUUGUCUUAGUCGUUUAGUCUGUACAUUUUAGUUGUAUUCAAACAGCAGCUUAUAUGGCCUACAAAUAGAGCGUAUCCAUAAAUACCAUAUACUAUACAAUAUACUAUAGAAAUAUAACUUGUAUUUGUGUCUAAAUAAAUGUCUCAGAUAAAUAAAUGUAUAUGCAAAGCAAAGCAAAGCA